Messenger RNA from Epinephelus moara (kelp grouper), 1290 nucleotides. RefSeq lists its product as uncharacterized. NCBI's taxonomy places the organism in Eukaryota, Metazoa, Chordata, Actinopteri, Perciformes, Serranidae. The transcript is spliced from 3 exons. The coding region runs from base 306 to 1049 and encodes 247 amino acids. The record is from RefSeq and is a predicted model, not a curated record.
UCCAACAGUGCCAGUGAGACGAGUUUACAAUGCAGAAUUUGUGCGACAUUGUCAGGCAGUCCAAGGAGGAGGUGAUAGACAACAAAUAGCGGCGUUUCAGUCAAUCUGUGCAGCAAUGCAGAGAGCCAGGUCUGAGGCAAUGCCAGAGAUCCCAGCCACUGUGGAUGAAGUGGAGGUCACAGGCUCAUGGGCCCAAACAUGGGCCGAAGACCUUUUUUUUUGCUACAUGCUGACAAUGAUUGGGGCAUACUGUGUUUGCAACAAAUGAGAAUCUGACCCUGCUGCAACAAUGCAGAACAACUUACAUGGAUGCCACCUUUAGGAGUUGCCCUCGACCAUACAGACAGUGUUUUACCAUAUUGGGAAACCAUCAUGGCUUUGUACUGCCUCUUGUUCAUGUGCUUAUGGAGCACAGAACCAUUGGACACGACAGGCAAGUACUUCAAGCUGUCAAAGUGGCCAUCCGACGAGUAACCCACCACAAUUGGCGCCCUCAACUUGUCGUCUACAACUUUGAAAAUUCCCUGAAGACAGCACUGGAAACGGACUUCCCUCAAGCCAUGGUUGGAGGUUGUUAUUUUCAUUUCAACCAAUCCCUGUGGAGGAAGAUCCAAGAGCUCAGAUUGGCUGUUCCCUACAACCAAGACUGCACUCUUGCUCAGGUCAUCUGCAAACUCAUGACACUGGGUUACCUACCGCUUGCUCUGGUUCAGGUGAACUUUAAAACACUUGUCAAUGGCAGACGCUGUAGACGUCUUGUGAGACACUACGCUGCAAUGGAAGAGUUCAUCACCUACGUGACGAACACAUACAUCCACCCUGGAUCCACCUUUCCACCAGUUAUGUGGAAUGUCCUCGAGAGGGACAUGGACCAAAGAACGAACAACCAUGUCAAAUACGUUUGCGAACCAUGCUCUUCAUGCCUGCUGUGCUGUUACUGGUGCCCCUGGCCAUCGCAGUCAUCUUCACAGUGGUUAGCUUCUUCAUCGUGGGCCUGUCUCUGUACUCGUACCCCUGGAACACUGGGCAAAGCUUCGCUCUCACUCUGACCAGGGUCCCAGUUUACUAUGUCACCGUCUACCGCUUUCGCUUGCCCAAUAGAUGCAGACGCAUCUUCAGUAAGUCAUACCAUCAUGGUUCAUGAUUCUGAUGAUGUCCCUUUGUAAUUAAGACUACCGCCUCUUUCAUAUGAACGCACCGUGGCUGGAUAGGAAAACAUAGAGUUAACUGAACAAGUUUGUGGUACUGAUUAUCCAGACGGUCAAUGUUAGGGUGAGUCAAGCCAGAUAA